Messenger RNA from Lathyrus sativus (Indian pea), 429 nucleotides. The record is from the annotation of a GenBank genome assembly. NCBI's taxonomy places the organism in Eukaryota, Viridiplantae, Streptophyta, Magnoliopsida, Fabales, Fabaceae.
AUGGCGUCGUCGAAUCUCAGCCCAGCGUAUGCUUACACAGUUCUUUACGUAAAAGACGUUGCUCAGUCCGUAGCUUUCUAUGCCAAAGCCUUCGGUUAUUCCGUUCGUCGCUUAGACGAAUCCCAUAGAUGGGGAGAAUUGGAAAGCGGAACCACAACGAUUGCUUUCACUCCAAUCCACCAGCACGAGACCGAUGAUCUCACAGCCGCUGUCCACGCGACUAAAUCUAAACAAGAACGACCACCGGUUGAAGUUUGUUUCGUUUACCAUGAUGUCGAUGCUGCUUACAAGAGGGCGGUGGAGAAUGGGGCGGUGUCGGUGAGCGUGCCGGAGGUGAAGGAGUGGGGACAGAAGGUUGGGUACGUGAGAGAUAUUGAUGGUAUCGUGAUCAGAAUGGGAAGUCACGUGAAGCCAGCAAAAUUAGAUUAA